Solanum lycopersicum (tomato) is the source of this 2068-nucleotide messenger RNA. Its product is annotated as vacuolar cation/proton exchanger 3. The record is from RefSeq and is a predicted model, not a curated record. Gene Ontology annotation, biological process: calcium ion transmembrane transport; intracellular calcium ion homeostasis. Gene Ontology annotation, molecular function: calcium:proton antiporter activity. NCBI's taxonomy places the organism in Eukaryota, Viridiplantae, Streptophyta, Magnoliopsida, Solanales, Solanaceae. Gene Ontology annotation, cellular component: plant-type vacuole membrane.
AAGCUAUCGAGAAAAAUCGAUAUUGUUUAUGUUUAAAAUAUCAUGGGAAAAUUUUCCUAAAUACGAAGCAAAAUUAGAGUUAUUUCCGUUUUUUGAAUUAAGGAUUUCUAUAAUGAAAAUUAUUUUGUUUGUAUUAUGGAAAAAGAAAAGAGAUGAGGGCUGGUUGUGGGUGUGUAGUGGAAAAUAAAAAAGAUGUAAUGAGCUAAUCCAACAUGCAAUGUUUGUUAAUUAAAUACAUAAAAUAAUUGAGUGGGUGGGACACUUCUGCACCUACAUACAUAUUACUAAAAUAUUCCCAAUCAGUUCUUUAUUUGAUUACUUGAAAAAUCUUCCAAUUACUAAUCAUAAUUAUAAUCAAUUGUUUAUUUCAAAUUAAUUAAUUAAGCGCUUCUUCCAGGAACCUUCGUCUUCCAUUUUCAGAACAGCCGGCUCCCUUCUUCAACACAAUUACUCUAAUUAUUCUUACCAUAACUAAAUUAAUUGCUGUUUUGUUUCUCUGGAGAUGGGAUCUGCUGGGGAUAAGUUAGACCUUCAACUUGACGAGGAGAUUCCAUUUAGCUCAUCCCAGGGAACUAUCAAAAUAGACAGUCUGUAUUAUGAGGCACCUCAUAUUGCAAGUUGUCGCUCUACUAGGGUCUUAACAAAGAUGUAUCAGAUCAGCCUUCUAAGGAGUAUAUACAUUGUUAUUAUCAAAGCAAAGAUCAAUUUGUUACUUCCUUUUGGCCCCCUCGCCAUAUUGCUUCACUAUCUUACAGGAAAACAUACUUGGGUCUUUUUCUUCAGUUUACUGGGCAUUACACCUUUAGCUGAGCGCUUGGGCUAUGCAACCGAGCAGCUCGCAUUCUAUACCGGGCCAACAGUUGGGGGCCUUCUGAAUGCAACAUUUGGAAAUGCAACUGAAAUGAUAAUCUCGCUAUAUGCAUUGAACAAUGGAAUGAUGCGGGUUGUUAAACAGUCCUUGCUGGGUUCCAUUUUAUCAAAUAUGCUCUUGGUUCUUGGCUGUGCCUUCUUCAGUGGUGGAAUUAUUCAUCAGCAGAAAGUUCAGGUCUUUAAUAAGGCUACUGCCAUUGUGAACUCAGGAUUAUUGUUGAUGGCAGUCAUGGGUUUGUUAUUUCCAGCUGUACUUCAUUUCACCCACACGGAAUUGCAUUUUGGCAAGUCACAGUUGGCUCUUUCAAGAUUUAGCAGUUGCAUAAUGCUGGUAGCAUAUGCAAGCUACCUAUUCUUUCAGCUCAAGAGUCAACCAAAUCUUUAUAGCUCUAUGAGUGAGGAUGAAGAACACAAUUCAGCAGAUCCUGAAGAGGAAGAGGCGCCUGAGAUAACCCAGUGGGAAGCUAUUGGGUGGCUUGCUGUUUUGACAAUAUGGAUAUCAGUGCUGUCUGGAUAUCUAGUAGAUGCCAUCGAGGGUGCAUCUGACUCGUUGAACAUGCCGAUGUCCUUUAUUAGUGUCAUCUUGCUUCCAAUUGUAGGAAAUGCGGCAGAACACGCCAGUGCAAUCAUGUUCGCAAUGAAAGAUAAGCUUGACAUCACACUUGGAGUUGCAAUUGGAUCUUCUACUCAGAUAUCAAUGUUUGUGAUACCGUUUUGCGUUGUUGUUGGUUGGUUUAUGGGAAAGCCCAUGGACUUGAAUUUUCAAUUAUUCGAGACCGCUACACUCUUCAUCACAGUGCUAGUCGUGGCAUUCAUGUUGCAGGAAGGCACAUCAAACUAUUUUAAAGGGUUGAUGCUGAUCCUAUGCUAUCUGAUUGUUGCUGCAAGUUUUUUUGUACACGUUGAUCCAUCCAAUGAUGCAGAGUAAGCAGCCAUGGUUUUACCCAUGCCUCGGCCAAAUGAGCACCUCGACUCCUGGCAAUGUAAUGAACAUCAUUGAGGCUGGCCAGCUGCUCUACCCAAAUGAUGAUUGGAUUGGAGGAAUGAAGGGACUUGCUUGUUACAACGAUAUGUUCAGAGUAGUUCGGUAUUGACUUCUUGAAUGUUUAUCCAUGUUGUAUCAUUUUUCUCUAGCAGACAAACAAUUCCAAUUAUUCCCAGCAAUGCAAGAAAGCUGGUUUUAGUCUUCCACUUGGAG